AUGCAAGACCUCUUCAGCAACGAAGCGGCAAAGCGUGCCAUCAAGCCACAGACGCUGGCAGAGAAGCAAAGUAUUGAGGACGUCGCGCACAAGAGGGAGCUCAACAACGAGGCCCUGCGCGUGUACCGCCUGCUUCGCCCCGAGGCCCCUCGCUUCUUUGAAGAAGACGCGAUGCUUGGGAUGAAGGCCCGGAUGAGCCAGAUCACCCAGGAAGACAGCAACGCUGAUCGUGGGUCCGCGAUUGCCCGGGCGCAGAAGCUGGGCGAUCCCUUCAAAGCGCACCUGCCGGUGGUGAAUCAGAAGGCCUUCCUCCUGGCUCUCGAGUCAGUGGUGGCCUCCUUGGCAGAGGACCUAGAGACGCUCUGCCGCCUGGUGGGCAUGGACCCCAAGGAUUUUCCAACAGUGGAGGACCCCCUCCGCUUUUACAAGCUUCUCAACAUCCUUUUCGAUGCCUUCCCGCUGGAGAAGGAUCCUCGAAAGGUGCCGGAGUUCAUGCAGACCCACUGGCUCCGGCUCAAGGCGCUCCUCCCGGAGGAGCUCUUCGAGCUCGAUGAGACGGAGGUGGAGAAGUGGCUGACCGGCCACUUGGAGCGCGUGCUCCUGAACCAGAAGCGCUACGAGCAGGCAGAUCAAAGGAUCCUCCUGCACAACAAGCGCAGCGAAGAGAGGUGGUACAACUUUGCGGAGGACUUUCCCUACGACGACGACCCCAUGCCCGACAUGCUGGCAGACGAGCGGAACUUAUUCUUUCCCCUCGAGAAGGCCCAGGAAUACAUGCAGCUCUUCCUGAACGCGUUCGGUGCCUCGAAGUGUGCGGCGGUGCAGCGGGGUGACCCCGAGCUGGGACCUGCAGCAGCUUCGCUGGAUUCAGCGGCCGUGUCGAAUCAAUUCCAGGACUUGGUCUGGGAUCUUGAGGAUGUCGGCCUUCGCAACUGGCUGAAGAUGGACAUCCAGGAGCUGGAGCGGAACAUGCCCAAAGGUGAGGUGGCCCAGCUGGUCCACUCGAACACGGCGAACGGCGAUGACACGACGUCGAAGCUGUACUUCAGCGACGACGAUGUUCAGGUGGCGAAGUUGAUGCUUCAGUGCGCUGCACGGGGCAAGGCCGAUCUCCUCGACUUUGAGGCCGUUGACCCCUACAAGCUUCUGCAUGGCAUGCCGGCAACAGAAGUGGCGGAGGAGCUGGCGACCUUGCCUCCGAACCCGCAUCUGGACGACGACGCGCUCCACACCCUGGUCGAUGAGCACCAGGUCCGGCUGGCGAGGACGCAGGAGAAAGCGAGGCCAAGCCAGGAUGUCUGGCAGAUGCCCGGAGGCAUCGAAAGCGCAACCGUCGAGGAUCUCUACCGGAAGGAGUUGGAGUUCUAUCGGACGGCUGGGCCUGUGGAGUGGCAGCACUCCAAGGAGGGAUGGCAGUGGCAGUGGCGUCAGCCUCCGAACACCUUCUGGGACGAGAGGCGGAAGGUCUACAUCCAGGAGCAGAAGGGCAUCGACCCAAACCUAGAGCUUCGGGAGAUGCGCCAGCACAUGCUGGACGUUCGCCGCAUGCGAAGUAUGUGCGCAGUCGGGCGCGUCAUCUACUUCCGCGCCCUCGUCGUGGUCGGCAACGGCAAGGGCGUCUACGGCUUCGGCAUCGGCUUCGGCAACACUCCCAAGGAGAGCCGCACCGACGCCAUGCUGAAGGCGAUGCAGAAUUUGGACUACAUCGAUUUCGACCCUGGCCGCAUGCUGACCACGCCUUGCAAAGGCACGGAGUACAAGCACGAAAUGACGAUUAUCCCACGGCCCAUUGGUCGCGGGUUAAAGUGCAACAAGAAGUUCCUGCCUUUGCUAUACAUCCUCGGCUUCAACAACAUGAAGGUCAAGUUCAUGCACCAAGAGUGGUUCACGCGGGUCAAGGCCAUCAAGCGUUGUCUUGACAAGGUCAUGUCACGCAGGACGCUGGCCAACAUGACGGGGAAGAGGUAUGCACUGCUAGUUGCUCCUGGCGAUCACUGGGUGCACUGGCCAGAUCGAUGGUUCGAUGUCAUCAGGCAGCCCUACGACGCGAAAGAGAAGUACAGGAAGCUACUCCGCAAACACGCCCUGCACUUCAAGAAGCGAGGAGUCAAGAUCGCCACGCCGUUGGAUCUGUACUCAGGCUGGUACAAGCGAAGCUGGGCAAGGUGGAACAGCCCACUGGACCGCUGGUUGCAACAUCGCCGCGAGAACUACGACCCUGAGGUGAGUUUUGGCGGCGCGACGGUCCCCUCGGCUGAAGCCAAGCCAUCGAAGGGGAUGUCGCCGCCAAGAUCACGAAGCGCAAGAUAG
Molecule: messenger RNA, 2310 nt
Organism: Symbiodinium natans
Lineage: Eukaryota; Dinophyceae; Suessiales; Symbiodiniaceae
Source: the annotation of a GenBank genome assembly